AGGAAUGGCAUGGUGGCUUGCAUUAAGGGGACCGGCUGACUGACCUCCCCCUCAUCAAAUCUCUCUGGUUGGAAGCUGGAAAGGAAGACAGAAAGAAAACUAAUUACAGGACACACGUAAAGGACGGAGGAUCAAGGUGUCAAGGCCUAAGAAGCGAUACACAGCGUCAGAGGCCCGCAGGAGGGGAAGAAAGAAGGGCGGGUGGCUGUGUGAUGGGUCUCGCCCCUCGCCUCCACUGUCAUGUUGAGACGAUGCUUGGUGGGGGGAUGCUGCCUGGCUCUGAGGGCAGCACGACCGUCCAGGCAAGGAUUGCGAGGUGUUGAGCGGCUGCAGUUUCAGGAAGUCAGGUUGAAGGUGUGGAAAGCUGCUCCGUGCCUGCUAUGUAAUGAGAGUCAGUGCAGUGCCUUCCACACCUCUGCUAGUGUCAGUAAAAAGAGGAAAGAAAAAGAUGCGAAGAAUGCGGUACAUGUGAACCCCAAAGCCUUGAAGCUGGAGAAACCGAAGACGCGUGUUGUGUCCAUCUGGAAGAACAUGACCGUGCUUGAGUUGGCCAGGAGUCUUGAGAGGGAUUUAGACACGGUAUUCGAGAUCUUCCUGUACGUGGAGGGCAGCGACUCCUACGACCACCCCGGGGCACCCAUCACCAACCUACGGGUGGCUCAGGAGGCUGUCAAGCGGGCCGGCUGCCGCUUCAGGAUUGAGGGAAACCCGGCGAAGGAGCAGGAACACAAGACGAAAAAUAAGGAUGCCUUCAGGAGGCCACCAGCAGAGGAGGACAAGCUGGUCCGUCGGUCGCCAGUGGUCACCAUCAUGGGCCACGUGGACCAUGGCAAGACCACCCUCCUGGACAGCCUCCGACACACCUCCGUGGUCCAGUCAGAGCAUGGCGGCAUCACGCAGCACAUCGGAGCAUUCUCAGUGGAAAUGGAGAGCGGGGAGCGGGUCACCUUCCUGGACACCCCCGGCCAUGCAGCGUUCAGGGCCAUGCGGGCGCGGGGGGCCAUGGUGACGGACCUGGUGAUCCUGGUGGUGGCGGCCGAUGAUGGGGUGAUGGCCCAGACCAAGGAGUCCCUCAGCAUGGCCCAGGAAGCUAAUGUGCCUAUUGUGGUGGCCAUCAACAAGAUCGACAAGCCUGGAGCAGAUGUGGCCCACACCAGGAGGAUGCUGCUGAACGCCGGAAUACAGCUGGAGGAGCAAGGGGGCGAGGUGCAGGCAGUGGAGGUGUCAGCGCUGAACGGCCUCAACUUGGAUCAGCUGAUGGAGGCUGUGGUGACCCAGGCCGAGCUGCUGAACCUUCGUGCCGACCCUAAUGGUGCAGUGGAGGGAGUCGUGGUGGAGUCCAGAACAGACCCAGGACGAGGAAAGCUGGCAACAUGUGUGAUCCAGCGGGGAACUCUCUCCCGUGGGGCCGUCCUGGUGGCUGGUACGGCGUGGGCCAAAGUGAGGAACAUGUUUGAUGACGCUGGACGCUCCAUCAAGUCUGCUCCCCCGUCCACCCCUGUAGAGGUGAUUGGGUGGCGCCAGCUGCCCUCCGCCGGGGAUGUGGUGCUGGAGGUGGAGGGCGAACGGCGGGCAACGGAGGUGGUGGAGUGGCGGCAGGCGGAGCAGGAGCGGCUGAAGCAGGCGGAGGACGAGGCGGCUAUCCAGGAGAAGCUACAGGAGCACCUCAAACAGUACCGGGCGCAGAGGGAGGAGAAGAGGAAGAGGGGGAUAAGAUACAAGCUCCGCCAGAGAGGACCGCGGCCAAAGGAAGUCAUCGAGGUGUCUGGGCCGCCUCGGGUGUCGCUGGUGCUCAAGGGGGACGUGGAUGGGUCGGUGGAGGCGCUGCUGGACACCCUCGACACCUACUACAGCACCGAGUGUGAGCUGGAUGUCAUCAGCUAUGGGGUCGGGGAUGUCACCUCCACGGAUGUGACGAUGGCUGCUGCUUUCUCGGGCAUCAUCUACACCUUCAAUGUGGACGUGCCCAAAGACAUAAGAGCCCAGGCCCAGAAGGAAGGUGUGACCAUAUCGGAGCACAAGGUCAUCUACCACCUCAUUGACCACCUCAAGGAACAGAUCUCCGCACGGCUGCCCCUCAAGGAAGAGGAGGAAAUACUUGGUGAGGCCAACGUCCUGGAGGAGUUCGUCAUCACGGAGGGCCGCAAGAAGGUGCCGGUGGCUGGGUCCCGAUGUGUGAAGGGCACCCUCAAGAAGAAUGCCUUGUUCAGGGUGGUGCGGGGACAGGAUAACAUUCACGAGGGUGAGCUGUCCUCCAUGCGGCACCUGAAGGAUGAGGUGGAGAGCAUAGCGCGAGGGAAGGAGUGUGGCCUGCGCUUCGCCGAUGAAGAGCUCCGGUUCCAGCCCGGCGACACCCUCAUCUGUUAUAAAAUCAAUCUCGUUCCUCAGAGAAGUGACUGGGAUCCAGGUUUCUAAGUAAAAGGAAGCAGAGCAUACAUUUGUAACAUUCUAUUGCUAUUAUACUGUAUGUUAAUGGAUUCACUCUGUAUCAGAUCUUUACAUAUUGUGUAUACCCAUGAAGCCCUGUGAAUAAGUUGUUAAUAAAUUUUAGUAAUAUUUUUA
Molecule: messenger RNA, 2562 nt
Organism: Eriocheir sinensis (Chinese mitten crab)
Lineage: Eukaryota; Metazoa; Arthropoda; Malacostraca; Decapoda; Varunidae
Gene: mIF2
Product: translation initiation factor IF-2, mitochondrial-like
Exons: 14
Coding region: 241-2415 (724 amino acids)
Biological process (GO): translational initiation
Molecular function (GO): GTP binding; GTPase activity; translation initiation factor activity
Source: RefSeq, a predicted model, not a curated record